AUGGGGAUGCCAUUGGAUGUUGGGAAACGUGACAGUGCUGCUACAUUCGUCAAGGAUUUUGAACCCACAACCUUUGUCUCCAGGGAUUUUCUUCCACGAGGAUCUGGAAUUGUAACAAGAAGACCGUUAGUUUUACAACUUAUCACUGCCAAAACAGAAUAUGCUGAGUUUCUACACUGCAAAGGGAGGAAGUUUACAGAUUUUGAUGAAGUUCGUCAAGAAAUUGAAGCUGAAACAGACAGAGUAACAGGAAUGAAUAAAGGCAUUUCUUCAAUACCUAUUAAUUUAAGAGUAUAUUCACCACAUGUGUUAAGCUUGACCCUUAUUGAUUUGCCUGGAAUCACUAAAGUGCCAGUAGGGGAUCAACCUCCAGAUAUUGAACAACAGAUAAGAGAGAUGAUUAUGCAAUUCAUCUCUCGAGAAAACUGUCUGAUCCUGGCUGUGACUCCAGCCAACACUGAUCUUGCCAACUCGGAUGCAUUGAAGUUAGCUAAAGAAGUAGACCCUCAAGGACUUAGAACCAUUGGUGUCAUCACAAAAUUGGAUCUGAUGGAUGAAGGAACAGAUGCCAGAGAAAUUUUGGAGAACAAAUUACUCCCUCUUCGUAGAGGGUAUAUUGGAGUCAUAAACCGAAGUCAGAAAGACAUUGAUGGCAAGAAAGAUAUUAAAGCAGCUCUGCUGGCAGAAAGGAAAUUCUUCCUUUCCCAUCCAGCCUAUCGGCAUAUGGCAGAUCGGAUGGGAACACCAUAUCUGCAAAAAGUUUUAAAUCAGCAACUCACCAAUCACAUUCGGGAUACGUUGCCAGCCUUCAGGAGCAAACUUCAGAGCCAAAUGCUUUCUAUAGAACAUGAAGUGGAGGCAUACAAAAAUUUCAAACCGGAAGAUCCAACUAGAAAGACCAAAGCCUUACUGCAGAUGGUUCAACAGUUUUCAGUGGACUUUGAAAAAAGAAUUGAAGGAUCAGGGGACCAGGUUGACACAUUAGAACUGUCUGGUGGUGCCAAAAUCAAUCGCAUUUUCCAUGAGCGUUUUCCUUUUGAACUAGUAAAGAUGGAAUUCAACGAGAAAGAACUGCGGAGAGAAAUUAGCUACGCAAUCAAAAAUAUACAUGGUAUCAGAACAGGUUUGUUUACUCCAGACAUGGCCUUUGAGGCUAUAGUUAAAAAACAGAUAGUGAAGCUGAAAGGGCCUUCCUUAAAAAGCGUGGAUCUGGUGAUGCAAGAGUUAAUCAACACUGUCAAGAAAUGCACAAAAAAGUUGGCAACCUAUCCAAGACUUUGCGAAGAAACUGAAAGGAUUGUUGCUGGCCAUAUUCGAGAAAGGGAGGAGAAGACCAAGGGACAGGUAUUGCUGUUGAUCGAUAUCCAGGUAUCUUAUAUCAACACCAACCAUGAAGACUUCAUUGGCUUUGCAAACGCCCAACAAAGAAGCAGUCAGGUUAACAAAAGUACAGUUGGAAAUCAGGUAAUCCGGAAGGGCUGGUUGACCAUCAACAAUAUUGGCAUCAUGAAAGGAGGCUCCAAGGAAUACUGGUUUAUUCUGACUGCAGAAAGCUUGUCCUGGUAUAAAGAUGAUGAGAAACGCAGAAAUACUGACAUUCAAGAUAAAGGAUAUGUUUACACAGUACAUAUUUUCUAGGAGCAGAUAAGUACCACAAUCUUGCAUGUAAAAAAAAAAUCUUUCUGUAUAAAUGGAAGCAACCCAAUAAGGCAGAAUAUGCUGGAAGUGAAACUGAUGUUAUAUGAGACUUUUGUUUUAGAACAUUCAAAGGGAGUUUAGUUUACUAAUAAUUCAUUUAGCAUAACAUUUUAAUUUCAAAUUCCCCUGAGCAUGCCUAACUUAUGUUAAACAAUAAAAAAUAAAAAACAGUGUUGGAUUAAAAUGUAUGUUCCAUAUUUUUUUAAUAUAAAUUAUGGUUUCUCAAGUCAUUGUUGCUCACUAGCGCCACCAGGAGUAGUUUUUAGAGGUCAUUCUAACUGUAUUUUUAGACUUUUCUAAAACCUGUGCCAUACUGAACAAAAGGAAUUCAAAAAUUACUCCAGGUUGAACAUUGGCCAGAAUAGGGUUGAUUUUUAUUAAAGGGCUACAAGAUAAAUAUUUUUCAGUAUUUUUGUUUGUUUGUUUUUUAAGUUUCAUGAUAGAUAUGAACUAUUCUACUAUUCUGGCCCUAAUUUCUAUAUUGCUUCAAGUAACAGACUAGUUUCAACUUUAUGCAUUAUCAGCUUUAAACCUUGCAAGUUGAAAUUUAGGUAUAUUAAAAAAACCCCCAAAAAACACGACCAAAAACUCCAUGUAUAAUUUAUUUCAGUUAAGACAAUAGAUGUGUAAUGUCUUCAACUAUUAUUUAAAAUGUUAUAGGAAUUCCAAGUGAAAUUACAGCUGAGUACUUCUAAGGUUGUACUUUUGCCCUCCAAUAGCCUGACAGUUUUAAAAGAUAAGUUCAUAAUGUCGACUACUCCAUUGCUUUCAUGAAAAGUAAAUGAUAAAUCAGAAAUGCUUUUAAAACUACAUAAAAUGAUUUGUUAAUUUUAAGUUUCAUCUGCUUUCAUUUGUGGAUUUGGUGCUCAAAAGUGUCAAGGAUCUUUACCCUGGAGGAAAAACCUAGGAGCGUGCCUUUCUAUUGUUCUUUUUUGGAACGCUGAAACAAUUGUCUAGGAAAAAAACCCAAACAAUCCACCCUUGGAACCAAUAGCACAAAAGGAUCAAAGCCUAAAUGCACAGGGCACUUUAAUAUGGGCAGCAAGUAUUUGUGGAACAGGGUUGGGAGGGCGAGGAUAAAAGGAGGUGAGUUAUUUGGUGGUGUUCUAGAAAUCAGAAAUUACUGACCAAACACAGGAAGACUGAAUAGAAUAAUGCGGUUCAGUGGUUUUAAGAAGUGGAACUGAGGAGAGUAUAUUUCAUUCUUAAACUAACCGUUUCACUUAGUACUUCAUGAUCAGGCUGUUAUAGUCCGUUGGUUAAUAUAUACUUUAAAAAGGCACUCGUUACAUGUUUACAAAAAUUGUGCACUGAGUGGCUAUUUUUUGUGCAAUAUAUGAUAAAGGAAUUAAUAAAAUAUAGUUUGAUUUAAGUAAAUCACUAUUUCAAAUAUAUUAUGAAAGCAUAGGAAUGCAGAAGCAGAAAACCUCGUAGACUACUACGGAAACCUAUAUUAAAAUAUCAUUGAAGGGUCUGACUUUAACUGUUGGUAGCUACAGAACUGAAUUAAGACUGAAAUUUUAUGCAAUUGCAACAUGUACUGUUCUGUAUUCAAGUGGGUGAUAUAUAUUUUAAAGAAACUAUAUAUAAUGCAGUACUAAAGCACACUGGAGUGAAUAAAGAGAGUUCCAACUUUAAUUUUUGGUAUUUCCUGUCUCUUGUAGGUAAAAGCCUGACCCUUAAUGUUAUUUUAACUUGGAAUUUUCUAUGCAGCACAGUUCUAGUAAGUAGAGCUCUUUGCAAGUAAGGUUGAAAUAUGCAGUUGGAGAUGAGAAAAGCACUAUUCCUAAAAUAAAAUACUUUUUUUUUUUUUAAGUAAAGAAAUUGGAUCUUGGACGACGUAUGAGACCAUUUUUAUUUAUUUCACAUUCUGAUUAAUAUAUUUGAUUCCCUAACCCUGACACGAUUGUAUUGUACUAUUUAAUAUGUCUAGAAGUUAGAAAAAUGCUGGUAUUUUACUUUUUUUUGCUUAUAGUAUUUCCCACAUAGCAAUGAUACUUGGGUGGUCUGCAGAAGUGUGUUUGUGUGUGAGGAGUGGGGGAAGGUGGUAGUGUUUUAGUCUAUCUGGCUAAGACAAACACAUUAGCCAGAGCGAAUAGCCCUAACAGGGGAGGGAGAACAUGCAACUUAGUGACAAAGGGUUGAAGACUCAGUGGCUUUUUCUCCCUUUGAGCAUUUUUUUCAAUGUGUCUGUCUGGAAUUUGAUUUCAUUUCUAUAAGGUCAAGGAGUUGCUUCCUUUAGUUCCUGUUUUCCUUCUUUUUAUUAAAUGAGUCGUCAUCUUAAAAAAAAAUUAUUUUUUCUUUUCCCCCAUUCUCCCUCUACUUACUUUUUUGGACAUAAUAGUUUAUUUUUUAAAGAAAAUGACUUGUCUAACUGAUCCAUUGUACAGAAACACGGACCUAGCGGUGAAAAGGUGGUUGUACUGAUUUUAAUUUGCCUUUUCUGUUGUUGUGUUAUCUAUAGGAAAAGUCUUUCACAUCAGACAGUCCACUGUAUGCAUUCGUUUUGAGUGCUUGUACAGUUGUGGAACCAUGAAACUGUCUAAAUUUUUAAAUUUAUCCCUCCCUAAAUGCAAUUAAUAUUUCCAGUCUGUGCAAAUCCUAUUGUUUCUUCUUUGUUCUCUAAUAGUCUGGUUAUUGAUGGUAUGUGUUUCUAUGAAUGCACAUUUAUAAUUUAUUUUUAUAAUCAGAUUCCCAUAAAUAUUCUUUCCUUAUUAGUAUCAAAUCAAAUGUCUGCAAUAAAGUAUGAUUCUUUUUCUCUGGCUGGUUAAAAUCAACUAGACCUUGUUUCAACUCAAACUGUGUUUGUUUUUUUCUCAAGAAGAGUAGGGUUACUUUAAUUCAUAUUUUGAAAUUGUUUUGAUUGCUGUAUUGAAGUACGUAUUUCCUUGUCCCUUACAAACAAUACAGUCUUUCUUUUCCUAUCUAUUUGCAUACUGCAAUCUCCCUCCAUUUUUUCCAAAACUCACACCAAGGGGGCCCCCCUGUAUCUUCAACCAUAUAGUCUAUAAAUGUAACUUUGAGGAGUGGUGGGGGUGGCGGAAAUAAUUCCUAAAUACAUGGAAGUUUCAUGUAUUUCAAGUUUCCUUGAAACUAUAGCUGAGCAAAUUUCUUAGUGUGGAGCAAAGACUCUGAAGCCUACGUAUUUCCUUCCACUUAAACAAAAUUCAAGCCAUGAAACUUCAGAUUUGCCAUGCCUAAAACAACUUUUAUAUUAGAAGCAAGAAAUAUUAAUGUAUAUGAAUUGUUUCAUUUCUCUGCUUUUCCUGUUGCCUCUUAUUUCUGUUAACAACUUUGCAUUAAACGUGCUAUUACUUUUCUGAUCACUUUUUCUAAAAUAGAUCAAGAACACAAAAUUCUGAUCACAUUGUAACUUAUUAGUAAAAUAUUUUUUCUGUGCCAAAGACGAGAUAAAAUCUCUUGUGGAAUAGAACCAAAGAAGGUAUAUAAUAAAACUAUAUUUUUAGUUAAAAUACACAAACUACGACGCAAGGUAGGGGAAAUAAGAGUGAUAAUUCUUGCUUUAUAAGCAGGUUGAUCCCAGUAUAGGAACUGUGAAGCUAAAGCUGA
Messenger RNA from Alligator sinensis (Chinese alligator), 5268 nucleotides. It is a transcript of the gene DNM3, whose product is annotated as dynamin 3. Gene Ontology annotation, molecular function: GTP binding; GTPase activity; microtubule binding. The record is from RefSeq and is a predicted model, not a curated record. Gene Ontology annotation, cellular component: microtubule; cytoplasm; membrane. The coding region runs from base 1 to 1638 and encodes 545 amino acids. Lineage: Eukaryota; Metazoa; Chordata; Crocodylia; Alligatoridae. The transcript has 16 exons.